Candidozyma duobushaemuli is the source of this 651-nucleotide messenger RNA. Its product is annotated as adenylate kinase family protein. Gene Ontology annotation, biological process: nucleobase-containing compound metabolic process. Gene Ontology annotation, molecular function: AMP kinase activity; ATP binding. The coding region runs from base 1 to 651 and encodes 216 amino acids. Lineage: Eukaryota; Fungi; Ascomycota; Pichiomycetes; Serinales; Metschnikowiaceae. The transcript has 2 exons. Gene Ontology annotation, cellular component: cytoplasm. The record is from RefSeq and is a predicted model, not a curated record.
AUGCCCCUCAGCAAAGCUGUCAAACUCGCCAAACCGGCCCGUAUCGUGCUCCUCGGUGCUCCCGGAGCCGGGAAAACUACACAGUGUGCCCGAAUCCAAGACUCCUUCCUCAAUGUCUCGUCGCUUUCUCUGAAGCACAUCUUCAGAACAGAAAUCGACAGGGGACUGCCUUUCAGCUCCUCGGUUAAGAAGCUCAUGGCAACAGGCUCGCUUAUCCCCGACGACGUCACCAUGUGCUUGGUCCAGAACUUCUUGUACGAGCACAAUUGGUUCAACACGACGUCCAACUGGGUCAUGCACGGAUUGCCCCGUACCAAGGCCCAAGCGGUCGCUUUGGACAGAAUUCUCGAUGGCAACAAUGCCGGCGUUACAAUGGCCAUUGAGUUGAACGUGGACCAGAAGUUGAUCUUGGACCGUGUAGAGAAGAGGUGGGUGCAUCCGCCCUCUGGCAAGGUAUACAAUUUGGAGUACGAUCCGCCGGAAGUGCCUUACAAAGACGAUGAUACAGGAGAGCCAUUGAUCAAGCGGGAGGACGAUGAGGCCGUGUUGUUGCAGCUGCGUUUGGACCAGUAUAACAAGGAGAUUGAAGAGAUCCGGUCUUACUACCAGAGAAGAGGCAUCAAGGAGCUUUUGGUGAAGAAGUUUGGGUAG